This is a messenger RNA of Blepharisma stoltei, 591 nucleotides long. The record is from the annotation of a GenBank genome assembly. NCBI's taxonomy places the organism in Eukaryota, Ciliophora, Heterotrichea, Heterotrichida, Blepharismidae.
AUGGAAAAUACAAGAAAAAACAAUCCAGUGUAUUCAAGAAUUUCCAGAGUUGGAAUUAAAUACGCAAAAAUUGCUAAUCUUCACUGCUUUUUAUUUAAAAAAAACGGAGUCCCUCUUCUUUGUGCUGGCCCAAAUUGUACAUUUUACAUAGGAUCUUUCGUUAUAGGGCUCAAUUUAUUUUUCAUUAUCAUCGGAUUACUUUUUAUAUUUAUAAUCUGCCCUAGAGUAAGCCAAAUAGACGUAAUUAUUGGUAUAAUUGCAUUUACGCUAUUAGUUGUAAGCUACACAAUGACUGCUUUAUCAAAUCCUGGAAUUUGCUACAACUUUAGCGGAGAUCAAGACCUUGGGCAUCAUUUAUCAGGUGAGAGGUAUUGUGAGCUAUGUGAAGUUGUCAAAAAAUCUACCACUGUGCAUUGCGAUGAAUGCGGAGUUUGUAUAGAGGAGUAUGAUCAUCACUGUCCAUGGGUUAGUAAGUGCAUUGGAAAGAACAAUAAAUGAUUUUUCUAUGCCCUUCUAAUUGGCUUGCUUUGUGUUUUUGUUUUUAUAAUAGCGACUUUGUCAUUUAAAUCCCGAACUAGCUCUAAAGACUAA